AUGUCUUCAUACGCGAUCACUGGCGCCUCUAAAGGCAUCGGCCGCGAAUUCGUGCGCCAACUCGCCGCCGACUUAGCCAACACAGUCCUGGCAGUCGUGCGAGACCCCGAAUCAGCCGAAAUAUCAGAUCUCGCAUCCAAGCACUCCAAUGUACACAUCAUCAAAGGCGAUGUCACGGACCCAAAAUCCAUUCUAGAGGCGGCCACAACCGCAGCCGCCAUUACUGACGGCAAGCUCGACGUGCUCAUCCACAAUUCCAACGCCGUUGAUAAGGCUAGCAUGGCCUCUACCCCAAGCCAACUACCAUUCGACGCUCAAGCAAUUCAAGAAAUAUUCAACCCGUCGCUCAACACAGCUAUCUACGGCGGUCUAUGGGCGACGAACGCCUUCCUACCCUUGAUCGAGAAGGGAGUGCAGAAGAAGAUCGUGCACAUCUCUAGCGGCAUGGCAGACGUAGAGCUUAUCAAUAAGGCCGGUAUCAGUAACGCCGUUGCGUAUUCUAUUGCAAAAGCGGGAAUGAAUGUUGUGGUUGCGAAAUAUGCGGCGGAGCUUGCGCCCAAAGGGAUCAAGGUUUUGGCUUUGAGCCCGGGGUGGGUUGAUACAUGGGAGGGUGAGAAACCCGCUGGGGUAGUAUACGCAAAUGAGCUCUUGCUGAAAAAGUUCCAGUUGGUUGAGCCUGAGCUCAGGGAGCAGAUCCAGCCCGAAGAGAGUGUUAAGAAGUGUCUCCAGGUGAUUGAGCGCUUGGAUGCUAAGUCUAGCGGGUUGUUUUUGAGUCAUAAUGGGGAUAAGUCAAGGUGGUUUUGA
This is a messenger RNA of Aspergillus welwitschiae, 804 nucleotides long. Its product is annotated as SDR family oxidoreductase. Gene Ontology annotation, molecular function: oxidoreductase activity, acting on the CH-OH group of donors, NAD or NADP as acceptor. The transcript has 2 exons. The record is from RefSeq and is a predicted model, not a curated record. Lineage: Eukaryota; Fungi; Ascomycota; Eurotiomycetes; Eurotiales; Aspergillaceae. The coding region runs from base 1 to 804 and encodes 267 amino acids.